CACGUCAAUUACAAGAUGGGUAACUUAGCAACAGCUGGCUCACCCGGACACAGUCCUUCAUACGAUGACUUUAGGUCGCUAGAGGAAAAGAUUGAAGCUUGGGAGGCAAAAGGUCGCUUGCCACGCAUCCAGCCAAUCCGCAGGACUCGGAGUCAAGUGAUAAAGACGAGGACGAAUCGAGAGAGUCACUCGCAGCCUUUGUCCGAACUAACGACGAAGAAUAACCAUCAGAGGCCAGAUACAAUUUAUCCAGAUAUGAUCCCAGAACCAGACUACAGUGACUCGGAAGAAGAUAAAGAUAGAAAAGGCCAUCAAUCCCGAUCAAGAGCUAGAUCAACCAGUGGGAUUCACUAUAGUGAAGAAGGUUUGAUUUUGCCCAAGAAGCCUGCUAAUCCUUGUCUUGAAUCAUCUGAGAGACAAAAUCUUCAUAGGGAACUCCUUUUCAACCAGAGAAUGGGGAAGAAUGUACUAAACCAGAAAACAGAGCUACAGAAGGCUCUGGCCAAGUUUAAAGAUGAGCAGAAGAAAAAAGCAAUAGAAGAAGAGAAACAGAAUAAACGUACAGCCUUAGAGAAAAAGUUGGAGGAACAGGCCAGUAAGAUCAAACAAUAUGAAGAUGAGAAUGAAGAGAAGCCACAGAAGAAGGAUGAUUCAGAAUUUUUAAAGGUUCAUGCCAAAGUUCGUUCACAGAUGAUUUCAUAGGAAGUUACUGGUCACUCAUGUAAAUAAGGAAGCAACCUGACAGUCAUUAGUAAUAAUAUUUUUCAACUGGAAUUGUAUAGACCCAGAAUCCAGUAAAGAAUAGGAUGGAUUAAUGAAAGUUGAUAUAAUAUGUUAGUUUAUUUACGUACAGUGGAUAUUUUGAAGGCACUCUCAAUACAAAAUACAGCUUGGGAUGAAGAAUGCUACUAUUUAUCUUCACACUAAUGUGUUAACCAAAACAGGCUUUAGAGCUGCUUAAGUAUCACAGAAAGCCUGUGGUGUAUUAAGGCAAUCAAAUAACAUAUGUGAACAUUUAUAAACCAUCUAGUGUUCUGGAUUAUGUAUAAAAUGUUUUAUUUUUAUGUGAGGAAGAAUACACAAACUUGUUAUUUAUAAAAACUAGUGACAUCUUUUUUUUUUCGUUGUUUUUUUAAGGAAUUUUGUGAAGAAAGGUUUUGAAGUGUUAAAUAAUGUUGAUACAUACAUAAUUAUCACCUUCAAUAAUCUAAUAAAAAUUUAGCACAACUGUGUAAAUUGGCCAUGCUCAUUUUAUCCAAUUGCAAGUUUCUUUCUGACUGUUUCUUGACCAUUCAGUCUAUUGAAGUCAGCUUAUAAAGCAUUGCUUAUAAUUUUCUGAUUUAUAUUGUAUAAAACAACCAGGAUAAUACACUAUUUUGUUUUGUUUGUAUCAGUGUAAUGUUGGCAUCUUUACAGUAUAAGGAUCAUAUUUAUGUAUUUGUUUAGUUUUCACUGCAUUAGUUAUUCAAAUUAUGCUUUGAUGGCAUUUUAUCAUACAGUGCAUCUUGACUAACCUACAAGUCAUAGGACAUAACCACUUCACAACCUAGUCUUAAUGCAACAUGAUAGAUACACGACAUUCAACCUCAGCAUUAUUAUUUUAUCUUGUGAAUUUGGAGGAUUAAUUGUACCUAAAUGGACAUAUAUAAACUCACAAAAUAAAGGUUUGAUGUCCUUUAAACUUUACAACUUAAAUAAAAUAUUUACAAAAAUGCAAAAGAAAAAAAGAUACUUUAUUGGUCCAUUUGUCUGUGUGAUAAAUAAUUUGGAGACUCUCCAUAUUUUCUUUAGAGAUUAAGGUAAAAAUUAUAUUUAAUAUAUUUUGCACAGAAAAAUUUAUGUUCAUUGUUACUCUUAGCCUCUGAGAGAAUAAAAUAAUAAAUCAGUUGUAUAAAAAAAAGUUCAACAUUAAACCUAGCUCAGGAACUCAAUAAUUAAAACAUGUUUAUUGCCUAAUAAUUUAAGUAUUAGCACCUAUAACUUUUUCUUAUUCUCUGCUGCAUCUAACAAUAAGUAUUUAGAACUUCAGUCAUGCCCGAACUCUUCAAUGUUGGGUAAUGACCUCUAGCCUUACCAGAACUACAUUUUAUAUCUGUUCAUAGAAUCCAUUCUUUUUUAUAUUUUAAAAUAGGCAUACUAUGCAAACUACACCAUAAAGGUAUUUAAUAGUUUAAAAUUGAUUUAAUAUUACUUGUAAUAUUAUGAAUAUAAAUGGUAUAAGAGUGUUGUUGCACUUAACUCAUGUUCUAAGCAAGUAGUUAGGAAAUAUUUUAUUAUAACUUAAAGCAACAGAGUAUUAUAUGAUUAAUCCAUCAAAAUUAUCUAUUUUCCAGUAUUGUUGUGCUAUUAUGACAUUUAUUAUAAAAUAUUUUGUUGAUCUACUCUUGCACUGUAUUAAUAACUAUGUUUGUCAAAAUGUGUUAUUUUGUAUUUGUAAACAUUAAAUGUAAUCACCCUUCCACAACCCAGGAAAUGCUGUUGUAUUGUGUUUUAUGGUAUUAACCAGUCCUAAAUGUGAUAAAAAAAACAAUUUAUGGAGAAAGAACUGUACAUAUAGUACUUUACCUUGUAAACAUUGGCAUAUUAGUUAAAAUAAAAAUGAUUAUCUCCAA
This is a messenger RNA of Limulus polyphemus (Atlantic horseshoe crab), 2612 nucleotides long. Its product is annotated as protein FAM107B-like. NCBI's taxonomy places the organism in Eukaryota, Metazoa, Arthropoda, Merostomata, Xiphosura, Limulidae. The coding region runs from base 16 to 702 and encodes 228 amino acids. The record is from RefSeq and is a predicted model, not a curated record. The transcript is spliced from 5 exons.